This is a messenger RNA of Nelumbo nucifera (sacred lotus), 1191 nucleotides long. Its product is annotated as non-classical arabinogalactan protein 31-like. The record is from RefSeq and is a predicted model, not a curated record. Gene Ontology annotation, cellular component: cell periphery. Lineage: Eukaryota; Viridiplantae; Streptophyta; Magnoliopsida; Proteales; Nelumbonaceae.
AGUCUCUGAUCACUCUCUGAUGCUACAACAAUCUCCUGUCUUCCCACCAACCAAAACCCAGAUAAACCACCCAGAGAUCAUCAUUUGGCUCAACCAAAACCGCCCAGAAUUCCGUCUCUAAGUUGCUAUAAAUCCCCACUUCCUUCACGACCCAUUUCAACGUCUAUCAUUCUCUGCUCCUUCUCCUUUUUAAGGGAAAGAAAAUGGGUUUUGUUCAGGUCAAGCUUUUUGUAGCUCUUCAGCUCUCACUUCUUUUGGUGGCCUCUCUUACUGUUUCAGCUGGCCAUCAAGUCGAUGAAGUGGUUGAUGAGAUAAAGGUAGCUGCUAACGUUCACUCUCCGGCUCCGGCACCUAAGCCAUACUCACACCCACCCCGACAUUCACCUAAGCCACGCCCCCACCCACGUCCAGCUCCCAAGGGUCAAGUUCCGACUCCGGCUCCGGCGCCUAAGGCACACGUCCCACCUCCUGUACCACCUCCAAAAGUGUCUCCUCCGUCGCCGGCACCUCGUCUUCCGUACGUACCCCCAAGAACUCUGGUGGCUGUACAAGGAGUUGUUUACUGCAAAUCAUGCAAGUACCCAGGAGUUGAUACGCUUCUGGGUGCUACUCCAAUUGCUGGUGCAACUGUGAAGUUGCAGUGCAAUAACACCAAGUCCCCAGUAACUCAACAGGCGACUACAGACAAGAAUGGAUACUUCUUGCUGCAAGCACCGAAGAAGGUGACCACCUACGGAGUUCGCAAGUGUAAGGUGUUCUUGGUCUCAUCACCUUUGGCCUCAUGCCAACAACCAACCAAUCUUCACCAGGGAUCAACUGGGGCCGUCUUGAGGUACGAGAAGCCCAAAACCCCGAUCUCGUUCGCUCUCUACACCGUCGGGCCUCUUGCCUUCGCUCCCAAGUGCGUCAAGUGAUUGCAUCAGUGAGAAGUCAGUCACAUUGUUAGUCCUCUUUGUUUCAAAUAUUUGUAGCCAUUUUAGGGUUUAGAAUUCAUGGGUAUGUCCUAGGCAGAACUGCAGAAGUGUGUGAGAGCUUUUUUUUUUUAUGUAGUGAGUGACUACCUUUUUCUUCUUUGGUGUUUUAUGUUUAAGAAAUUAGAGAGUCGACUGGCUUUGUGACAAUAAAUGAUAUAUUUAGUGGUUGUAGAACAAUAAAAAUUACAGUGUAGACUGUAGACAUGAAUUCCUGGGU